This is a messenger RNA of Raphanus sativus (radish), 1723 nucleotides long. Its product is annotated as DNA polymerase alpha catalytic subunit-like. Gene Ontology annotation, biological process: mitotic DNA replication initiation; lagging strand elongation; leading strand elongation. Gene Ontology annotation, cellular component: alpha DNA polymerase:primase complex. The coding region runs from base 132 to 1544 and encodes 470 amino acids. Gene Ontology annotation, molecular function: purine nucleotide binding; DNA-directed DNA polymerase activity; single-stranded DNA binding. The transcript is spliced from 13 exons. Lineage: Eukaryota; Viridiplantae; Streptophyta; Magnoliopsida; Brassicales; Brassicaceae. The record is from RefSeq and is a predicted model, not a curated record.
UUAAUUUUUAUGUUAGUAGAAGUAACAUUAAUAAGACAUAAUGUUUUUAUUUAAUGCAUUAUAUACAUCAUUUAGUCCAUUUUCUCAGUCUCUCUCUCUCUUUUUUGUUGUUGUGAUGAUGACUUAACUGAAUGACUACUGUGCAGACUUGCAAAGUAUUGAGUAGCAUGUGGUCCAAAAUUGGCCGUCUCAAACGCUCGUUCAUGCCUAGGCUUAAAGGGAACACUAAUUUUGGGCUCAUGUCUUGCAUUGCUGGGGCUAUUAUUUAUUCGUUAACAGACCUUUCAAAGACACAGCUGAACCGGGACAGGGAAGACUUAUCACCUAAUGACAUUCCGAAAAUGUUUCAGUCCUCUAAAACACUUGUGGAACUUAUUGAAUGUGGGCAGACAGAUGCAUGGUUAUCCAUGGAGCUCAUGUUUCAUCUAAGUGUUCUUCCUCUCACUCUCCAGCUUACUAACAUAAGUGGCAACCUCUGGGGGAAAACUCUUCAAGGAUCCAGGGCGCAAAGAACUGAAUACUACUUACUACAUACAUUCCACUCGAGAAAGUACAUCCUCCCAGACAAAAUCUCGCAACGUAUGAAGGAUAUAAAGUCAUCAAAAAGAAGAAUCAGCCACAGUGUAGAUGAAUUGGAUGCUGACUUGGAUCUGGAAAAUGAUGGCAGAAAAACAAAGAAGGGUGGUCCAGCCUACGCUGGUGGAUUGGUUUUGGAGCCAAAGAAAGGCUUAUACGACAAAUAUGUGUUGCUUCUUGACUUCAAUAGUCUAUACCCGUCUAUUAUACAGGAAUAUAAUAUAUGUUUCACGACUGUACCACGAUCAGAAGAUGGUGUUCCUCGUUUACCUUCUAGUCAGACACCUGGAGUUCUUCCAAAGUUGAUGGAACAUUUGGUCAGUUUAAGGAAACGUGUCAAACAAAAGAUGAAGAAGGAAACAGGUGUCAAGUACUGGGAGCUUGACAUUCGGCAGCAGGCAUUAAAACUCACAGCCAAUAGCAUGUAUGGAUGUCUGGGGUUCUCUGAUUCAAGAUUCUAUGCUAAGCCUUUAGCAGAACUCAUAACACUGCAGGGAAGGGAGAUCCUGCAAAGAACCGUAGAUCUUGUGCAGAAUCAUUUAAACCUGGAGGUGAUUUAUGGUGACACAGAUUCAAUCAUGAUUCACAGUGGACUAGAUGAUAUUGAAGAGGUCAAAACCAUCAUAACAAAAGUCAUCCAAGAGGUCAAUAAGAAGUACAGAUGUAUGAAAAUUGAGUGUGAUGGCAUAUAUAAGAGAAUGCUAAUUCUAAGAAAAAAGAAGUAUGCUGGCGUCAAGUUGCAGUUCAAAGACGGGAAGACUUGCGAGGAAAUUGAAAGAAAGGGUGUGGAUAUGGUUCGUCCAGAUUGGAGCUUACUCUCCAAGGAAAUUGGAGAUUUAUGCUUGGCUAAGAUCUUUUAUGGAGGGUCGUGUGAGGAUGUUGUUGAAGCAAUUCAUAACGAACUUGUGAAGGAGUUUACUCUUCUUUUUCAUCUUUUAACAUGUGGCUUUGAUCAAUGCAACAGAUAAAAGAGGAAAUGAGAAAUGGGCCAGUUGCACUUGAAAAGUAUGUCAUCACCAAGGCCUUGUCUAAGUCACCUGAAGCUUAUCCAGAUUCCAAAAGCCAACCACACGUUCAAGUCGCACUCAGAAUGAGGCAACAUGGUUUCAAAGAAGGUUUCAGUGCUAAGGAUACUGUACCUUAUAUA